Messenger RNA from Ostrinia nubilalis (European corn borer), 1686 nucleotides. Its product is annotated as protein adenylyltransferase SelO-like. NCBI's taxonomy places the organism in Eukaryota, Metazoa, Arthropoda, Insecta, Lepidoptera, Crambidae. The transcript is spliced from 12 exons. The record is from RefSeq and is a predicted model, not a curated record. Bases 18 to 1655 code for a protein of 545 amino acids.
UCUUACCGAUAGGAAACAUGAAAAUGGAAGGGGAAGCAACCACUCUGAAGAGAAAUCUAACAGAAUGGAGGUUCAGUCAGUACCCGAAAUACAUUUUGCUGCCCAUUGAUGAGAAUCAUGAUCAAAUCAAGUCAAACAUCAAGAAUGUUGUGUUUUCCGAGGUGACUCCUCGUCCCUUGGAGAGGAAUAUUCGUUUAGUGUGUUACUCGGAAGAUGCUCUCAACUCUAUCCUGGACAUGGAUCCCGAAAUAACGACUCGCGAGGAGUUUGCUGAAUUCAUAGCUGGCCGCAAGCUGCCCUAUGGAGCUCUGCCUGUGGCACAUCGGUAUGGUGGUCACCAGUAUGGCUUGUGGGUAGGUCAACUUGGUGAUGGUAGAGCUCAUAUUCUUGGAGAGUAUGUGAACAGACAUGGCGACAGAUGGCAGAUCCAGCUCAAAGGGUCAGGGCAGACUCCCUACGCGAGGGUGCACGAUGGCCGCGCUGUGCUCCGCUCUAUGGUCAGAGCCAUGAUAGCAGCUGAAGCCUGCCACUUUCUGGGGAUACCCACCACUAGGGCUGCUGGACUUGUUGUGAGCGACGAGACGGUAGUCAGAGACGUUUUCUACACCGGCAACCCUCGAAGAGAAAGAGCUGCUGUUCUUCUCCGCUUAUCACCGUCAUGGUUCCGCUUCGGGUCCCUGGAGAUACUGUCUAAAACUGGGGAAGUUGCCGUGUUGAGACAACUCUCGGAUUUCAUCAUCAAAGAGUACUUCCCUGAUAUCCACUUGACUGAUGAGAAUCGCUUCAUCAGAUUGUUUUCUGAAAUAGCUCAUCGAACUUUAGACCUUGUGGCAAAAUGGCAAGGUUUCGGCUUCACCCACGGUCUUUUGAAUACGGAUAACAUGAGCCUUCUAGGGCUUACUUUGGAUUAUGGACCAUUUGGGUUUGUAGACUCGUACGACGGAGGCUUUGUGGCCAACUGUUCCGAUGGAGAAGGGCGGUAUGCUUUGGCCAAACAACCUGACGUGGUGGUUUGGAAUAUCGGGCAGCUAGCAAACGCUUUGAAACCCCUCCUGACAUCAUCUCAACAAGUCCACAUGUCGCACAUCCUGAAGACUUUGGAUACCUAUUGCAAGAAUAAGAUCUUAGAGACUUUCUUGAUGAAGAUCGGCUUGAAGGAAGAGCGUUGGGGCGAUGAGCAGCUAGUGGAGAAGCUUCUGGACAUGAUGCAGCAGACUGGAGCUGAUUUCACUUGCACGUUCAGACAGCUUGCUGAAUUGGAACCCUGUGAAAUGGUGAGCGAAGUGAAGCUUGACGAGAAGUGGUCUCUGAAGCGACUGUCCUCGCACGCGUCGUGGGGCUGCUGGCUGGACCAGUACCGCGAGAGGUUGGAUAAAGAAGCCGGUAAUUUCAAAUUAUUGGACGCAAGUUCAGCAGGCCUGUUUGAAGACGAACGUCGCCGCCGAAUGCUGAGCGUGAAUCCGGUAUACAUUCCCCGGAACUGGCUACUUCAGGAAGCUAUCGUCGACGCCGAAAGAGAUGACUAUCAAAAAGUUCGUUUUCUUCUCGAUGUUCUACGUCGCCCUUAUGAAGUGCAACCAGAAGCUGAGAGGCGUGGUUUCUCUGCGCAACCACCCCAGUGGGCGUACGCCUUAAAAAUUAGUUGUUCAACCUAAUUUUAACUAUAAUAAAUGCUUUAGCUAUUUA